UUCCCCGGCAUUCGCUAUCCUCCCUCCCUCCCUCGCUCUUGAGAUCCGAUCUCAGUGUCCGAGUGAGUCUCCUCUCUCUCUCUCUCCGCUCCUCUCCAUCCCAUUCCUCACCGCUGCCAUUCUACAAUCCUCUCCUCGACAUCUUACUUUCGUGCACUGAUAUCGCUUUCUUCGGAUCAAACCGGAGCUGUUUUGGAUACGGUAAGAAAUGGCGCAGAUAUUGCUGCACGGGACCCUCCACGCCACGAUCUACGAAGUGGAUAAGCUUCACCAUGGCGGUGGUCCUAAGUUCUUCCGCAAGCUUAUGGAAAAUGUUGAAGAAACCAUUGGCUUUGGCAAAGGUGUUACCAAACUCUAUGCAACUAUUGAUCUGGGAAAGGCUAGAGUUGGACGAACAAGAAUAAUUGAAAAGGAAUAUUCCAACCCCCAGUGGUACGAGUCUUUUCACAUUUACUGUGCCCAUAUGGCUUCUGAUGUGAUCUUCACUGUGAAGGAUGAUAAUCCUAUUGGUGCAUCUCUUAUUGGAAGAGCAUAUGUACCAGUUGAAGAGCUGUUAGGUGGAGAAGAGGUGGACCGAUGGGUUGAAAUCUUGAAUGAAGAUAAACAACCCAUCGAUGGAGGUUCGAAGAUCCAUGUGAAGUUGCAAUACUUUGAUGUUACUAAGGACCGCAACUGGGCAAGGGGUAUUAGGAGUGCCAAGUUUCCAGGAGUUCCAUACACAUUCUUCUCGCAGAGGCAGGGAUGUAAGGUUUCAUUAUACCAAGAUGCCCAUAUCCCUGACAAUUUCGUCCCAAAGAUCCCUCUUGCGGGAGGCAAGUACUAUGAGCCCCACAGAUGCUGGGAAGAUAUUUUUGAUGCGAUUACCAAUGCAAAAAACUUAAUCUACAUUACUGGCUGGUCUGUCUAUACUGAGAUCUCCCUUGUUAGGGACUCAAGAAGGCCAAAGCCGGGGGGAGACAUCACCCUUGGUGAGCUGCUGAAAAAGAAGGCAAGUGAAGGUGUUAGGGUUCUGAUGCUUGUUUGGGAUGACAGAACCUCUGUUGGGCUUCUGAAAAAGGAUGGGUUGAUGGCCACCCAUGAUGAGGAAACUGAGCAGUAUUUCCAGGGUAGUGAUGUGCACUGUGUCCUCUGCCCCCGUAAUCCUGAUGAUGGUGGAAGCAUUGUUCAAGAUUUGCAGAUUUCCACCAUGUUCACUCACCACCAGAAGAUUGUAGUGGUGGACAUGGAUAUGCCUAAUGGAUCAUCGGCUAAGAGGAGGAUAGUCAGCUUUGUCGGGGGUCUUGAUCUUUGUGAUGGGAGAUAUGAUUCCCCCUUCCAUUCACUUUUUAGGACAUUGGACACAGCUCACCAUGACGACUUUCACCAACCAAACUUUACUGGUGCUUCUAUAACCAAAGGUGGUCCCCGUGAGCCCUGGCAUGAUAUCCACUCAAGGCUCGAAGGCCCCAUCGCAUGGGAUGUAUUGUAUAAUUUUGAGCAGAGAUGGAGGAAGCAAGGUGGGAAGGAUUUGCUUCUUCAGCUGAGGGAGCUUGAUAAUGUAAUCAUCCCACCAUCUCCUGUUAUGUACCCAGAUGACCCUGAAAGGUGGCAUGUCCAGUUAUUCAGAUCGAUUGAUGGUGGAGCUGCUUUUGGCUUCCCUGAGACUCCCGAAGAUGCUGCUCGAGUUGGUCUUAUUAGUGGGAAAGAUAAUAUCAUUGACAGAAGCAUUCAAGACGCAUACAUCAAUGCUAUUCGACGGGCAAAGAAUUUUAUCUAUAUUGAGAACCAAUACUUCCUUGGGAGCUCUUUUGCCUGGGCUCCUGAUGGCAUUAAACCUGAGGACAUUAAUGCUCUGCAUCUCAUUCCUAAGGAACUUUCCCUUAAGAUUUGCAGUAAGAUUGAAGCUGGGGAGAGGUUCACUGUCUAUGUUGUGGUUCCAAUGUGGCCAGAGGGCAUACCAGAGAGUGGAUCAGUGCAGGCAAUUUUAGAUUGGCAGCGGAGGACAAUGGACAUGAUGUAUACAGAUAUUGUUCAGGCUCUCAGGGCCAAGGGCAUUGAGGAUGACCCGAGGAACUACUUGACAUUCUUCUGUCUCGGAAAUCGGGAGGUGAAGAGGAGUGGAGAGUAUGAACCCUCUGAAAAGCCGGAACCAGACUCGGACUACAUCAGAGCCCAGGAGGCCCGCCGCUUCAUGAUAUAUGUCCACACCAAGAUGAUGAUUGUUGAUGAUGAGUACAUAAUAAUUGGGUCCGCCAACAUCAACCAGAGGUCAAUGGACGGAGCAAGGGACUCCGAAAUCGCCAUGGGAGCCUACCAACCUCACCACCUGGCCACAAGGGAGCCAGCUCGUGGCCAGAUCCAUGGGUUCCGCAUGUCCCUUUGGUAUGAGCACCUCGGGAUGCUCGAUGACUCUUUCCUCCAGCCAGAGAGUGAGAUAUGCAUCAGGCGGGUCAAUCAGAUUGCAGACAAGUACUGGGACCUCUACUCUAGUGAGAACCUAGAGCACGACCUCCCUGGUCACCUCCUCCGGUACCCAAUAGGAGUGUCGGGCGAAGGAGUGGUCUGCGAACUGCCAGGAUUCGAACACUUCCCGGACACCAAGGCCCGGAUUCUCGGCAACAAAUCUGACUACAUGCCACCCAUCCUCACCACUUAAGUUGGCCGAUCCACUUUUUUAUUAAACCUUCUAAUAUUAUCUGGCGUUUUUUUUUUCCUCCCUUCUUUUACAAGCUUGUGCCAGUAGAACAAUAAACGGUAUCGUGUGAUGAGAUCAGUGGCAGGUGAGGUAUUAUUUUCCUGCAGGCUGUUUAUCUUUUUCAAUUACCCGACGUUAUGAGACAAAACAUUGUGAUAUUUUGGGUGCCUAGUUGUUGAAUGUUGUGUUUGCUUGUCUCGGCCUG
Punica granatum (pomegranate) is the source of this 2879-nucleotide messenger RNA. The record is from RefSeq and is a predicted model, not a curated record. NCBI's taxonomy places the organism in Eukaryota, Viridiplantae, Streptophyta, Magnoliopsida, Myrtales, Lythraceae.